UGGAUCUUGUUCAAGGCGCGGGGAUCUGCCGGUCGCCCGCCGCCGCCGCCGCCCCGACGAAGACAUGACCGACUUUGACGACUGCGGCCCCGGCGCUGCCAACAUGUACCUGCCGGGCUGCGCCUACUACGUGGCCCCGUCGGACUUCCCCAGCAAGCCGUCGUUCCUGUCGCAGGCGUCGUCCUGCCAGAUGGCUUUCCCCUACUCGUCCAACCUGCCCCACGUCCAGCCCGUGCGCGAGGUGGCCUUCCGCGACUACGGCCUGGAGCGCGGCAAGUGGCCCUACCGCGGCGGCUACGCGCCCUACUACGCGGCCGACGAGGUGGUGGCCCGGGACUUGCUGCCGCCGGCCGGCCGCCGGCCCGAGGUGCUGUUCAAGGCGGCCGAGCCCGGGCUGGGACCCUCCGCCGCCGCCGCCGCCGUCAACUUCUACAGCACCGUGGGGCGCAACGGGAUCCUGCCCCAGGGCUUCGACCAGUUCUACGAGGCGGCACCGGGCACCCCCUUCCAGCAGCAGCAGCCUCCGCAGCAACCGCCACCGGCCGAGCCCGACGGGGCCUCCGCCGAGAGCGACCUCAAGCCCCUGGGCGGCGGCGGCGGAGGAGGAGGAGGAGGAGGAGGAGGAGGAGGAAGAGGAGGAGGAGGAGGAGACCCCUGCGGCAAAUCCACCUCCAGCCCCGACCCCAAGGGGGCGGCUGAGGGCGGCGGGCGCGGCCUGGCCCCCUCCGCGGAGGCGGGGGCGGAGAAGGGCGGCGGCGCAGUCGCCCCCCAGCGAUCCCGGAAAAAGAGGUGCCCCUAUACCAAAUACCAGAUCCGAGAACUGGAACGGGAAUUUUUCUUCAACGUGUACAUAAACAAAGAGAAAAGACUGCAACUGUCCCGCAUGCUGAGCCUCAGUGACCGCCAAGUCAAAAUCUGGUUCCAGAACCGCAGGAUGAAAGAAAAGAAACUGAACAGGGAUCGACUCCAAUAUUUCACUGGAAACCCCUUGUUUUGAAAAAGCAAGAAGACGUCUCCCUC
Molecule: messenger RNA, 1020 nt
Organism: Tachyglossus aculeatus (Australian echidna)
Lineage: Eukaryota; Metazoa; Chordata; Mammalia; Monotremata; Tachyglossidae
Gene: HOXD11
Product: homeobox D11
Exons: 3
Coding region: 65-997 (310 amino acids)
Biological process (GO): anatomical structure development; regulation of transcription by RNA polymerase II
Cellular component (GO): nucleus
Molecular function (GO): RNA polymerase II cis-regulatory region sequence-specific DNA binding; DNA-binding transcription factor activity, RNA polymerase II-specific
Source: RefSeq, a predicted model, not a curated record